This is a messenger RNA of Canis lupus familiaris (dog), 5538 nucleotides long. RefSeq names its product lysine methyltransferase 5B (gene KMT5B). Gene Ontology annotation, molecular function: protein binding; histone H4K20 methyltransferase activity. Lineage: Eukaryota; Metazoa; Chordata; Mammalia; Carnivora; Canidae. The transcript is spliced from 11 exons. The coding region runs from base 216 to 2873 and encodes 885 amino acids. The record is from RefSeq and is a predicted model, not a curated record. Gene Ontology annotation, cellular component: nucleus.
AUUUUUCUCGGGAAUUUUUUUUUGGUGAUUAAUUUUCUUGGGGGCCGGGGAAGUGCCGCCCGGCAGCGCGGACCCCCCAGCGCAGCGGCCGGACCGGGGGCCGCGCGGCGCCCCGAGGAGGAGCGGGCAGCGCCCGGCGGAGAGAACAUUGGAAUUAUUCUCUAAGCUAUCUGAAGAGAGCGACUCAAUGCACCUGGGUCAGGCGGUCUGUGGGCAUGAAGUGGUUGGGAGAAUCCAAGAACAUGGUGGUGAAUGGCAGGAGGAGUGGAGGCAAGUUGUCUAAUGACCAUCAGCAGAGUCAAUCAAAAUUGCAGCACUCGGGAAAGGAGGCCGCGAAGGCUGGCAAACACGCAGUUGAGAGGAGGUCAAGCAGAUGUAAUGGUAAUUCAGGAUUUGAAGGACAGAGUCGCUAUGUACCAUCUUCUGGAAUGUCUGCCAAGGAACUCUGUGAAAAUGAUGACCUGGCGACCAGUUUGGUUCUUGAUCCCUAUUUAGGUUUUCAAACACACAAAAUGAAUACUAGCGCCUUUCCUUCGAGGAGCUCAAGGCAUUUUUCAAAAUCUGACAGUUUUCCUCACAACAACCCUGUGAGAUUUCGGCCUAUUAAAGGAAGGCAAGAAGAACUAAAGGAAGUCAUUGAACGUUUUAAGAAAGAUGAACACUUGGAGAAAGCAUUCAAAUGUUUGACUUCAGGCGAAUGGGCACGGCAUUAUUUUCUCAACAAGAACAAAAUGCAGGAGAAAUUAUUCAAGGAACAUGUAUUUAUUUACUUGCGAAUGUUUGCAACUGACAGUGGAUUUGAAAUACUGCCUUGUAAUAGAUACUCAUCUGAACAAAAUGGAGCCAAAAUAGUUGCAACAAAAGAGUGGAAACGAAAUGACAAAAUAGAAUUACUGGUGGGUUGUAUUGCCGAACUUUCAGAAAUUGAGGAGAACAUGCUACUUAGACAUGGAGAAAACGACUUCAGUGUCAUGUAUUCCACAAGGAAAAACUGUGCUCAGCUCUGGCUUGGCCCCGCCGCCUUUAUAAACCAUGAUUGCAGACCUAACUGUAAGUUUGUGUCAACUGGUCGAGACACGGCGUGUGUGAAGGCCCUGAGAGACAUUGAACCUGGAGAAGAGAUAUCUUGUUAUUAUGGAGACGGGUUUUUUGGAGAAAAUAAUGAGUUCUGCGAGUGUUACACUUGUGAAAGACGGGGAACCGGUGCUUUUAAAUCCAGAGUGGGACUGCCUGCACCUGCUCCUGUUAUCAAUAGCAAAUACGGACUCAGAGAGACAGAUAAACGCUUAAAUAGGCUUAAAAAGUUAGGUGACAGCAGCAAAAACUCAGACAGUCAAUCUGUCAGCUCUAACACUGAUGCAGAUACCACUCAGGAAAAAAACAAUGCAACUCCUAACCGAAAAUCUUCAGUUGGUGUGAAAAAGAACAGCAAGAGCAGAACAUUAACAAGGCAAUCUAUGUCAAGAAUUCCAGCUUCUUCCAACUCUACCUCAUCUAAGCUAACUCAUAUAAAUAAUUCCAGGGUACCAAAGAAACUGAAAAAGCCUGCAAAGCCUUUACUUUCAAAGAUAAAAUUAAGAAAUCAUUGCAAACGGCUGGAGCAAAAGAGUGCUUCGAGAAAACUCGAGAUGGGGAACUUAGUACUUAAAGAGCCCAAAGUAGUUCUGUAUAAAAACUUACCCAUUAAAAAAGACAAGGAGCCAGAGGGACCAGCUCAAGCCACAGCAGCUAGUGGGUGCUUAACUAGACACGCGGCGAGAGAGCACAGACAGAGCUCCGGCCGGGGCGCCCCGCCGCUCGGGGAUGGCGUCCCCUGCACCUACACCACCAGGCGCUCGACCAGGACAAGGAUGAACCCGAAGGAGCCUUCUGACAUCAAGCUAGAACCAAAUACGUUGGACGGCUAUACAAGCAGCGUGACAGAACCUUGCCCGGACGGUGGCGAGCAGCCAACUCCCGUGGCACAGGAAGAAGACCCGGCUCAUGGAACUGCACAAAAGGGGGAAGCAAAGUGUCCAAGGAGUGACAGUGGUUUGUCCAAGAAGAAAUCGCGACAAGGAAAACUUGUGAAACAGGUGGCCAAGGCCGAGGAGGCCGCUGUAGGGCAGGAGUCCCCUGGGGAAGCCAGUGUGGCACCGGAGGUGCUGGGGCCCCACUGCGAGCCGGGGGAGCACAGCGCCUCGGAGGCCACACCGGGAAGCUACCCAGACUGGGCUCCCAGUCCAUCACCCGGUGGCGGUUCAGUCGUGACGUCUGACAGCUUCAAAACAAAAGAUGGCUUCAGAACUGCAAAAAGUAAAAAGAAGAGGCGGAUCACAAGGUAUGAUGCCCAGUUGAUCUUGGAGAAUAACUCUGGGAUUCCCAAAUUGACUCUUCGUAGGCGUCACGAUAGCAGCAGCAAGACAAACGACCAAGAGAAUGAUGGGAUGAAUUCUUCAAAAAUAAGCAUCAAGUUAAGUAAAGACCAUGAAAAUGAUAAUAAUCUGUAUGUAGCAAAGCUCAAUAAUGGGUUUAACUCAGGGUCAGGCAGCAGCUCCACAAAACUAAAGAUCCAGCUGAAGCGGGAUGAGGAAGGUCGGGGGCCGUACACAGAGGGGCUUCACGAGAACGGGGUGUGCUGCAGCGACCCUCUCUCGCUGCUGGAGUCCCGCAUGGAAGUGGAUGACUACAGCCAGUAUGAGGAGGAGAGCACAGAUGAGCCCUCCUCUUCGGAGGGCGACGAGGAGGACGAGGACUACGAGGAGGACUUCGAGGAUGACUUUAUUCCUCUUCCUCCGGCCAAGCGCUUGCGGCUGAUCGUUGGGAAGGACUCCAUAGAUAUUGACAUUUCUUCCCGGAGGAGAGAAGACCAGUCUUUGAGGCUCAAUGCAUAAGCUCUUGGUCUCAGUUUGGUCUGGGAAACCUACUUAAAUAAAAACAAAUUCCAGUUAUUCCUCACCCGAGACGUUCUAGCGGCCGCACUUCCCUUCUCUCUUUACUUAGCAGCGUCAUACUGUAGAAAGUGUACAGCGCACUGACUCUCCCUAAGUCUGAUUUGUGCAAAUUUUUAUUGUACUUUUUAAAUAGCCUUCUUAUGUGCAAUUCUGAGUUAGAGGGAAAGCCCCAUUGUAAAAUAAAGGCUCAAGCAAAAUUGUACAGUGAUAAGCAACUUUCCACACAGGACGUUGAAAACAAUAAUGUGGCUACACAAUUUUCUUUUCUUUUUUUUAAACUAAGAGCAUCAACUGGCUCUUUAAUAUAUGACUAAACAAUAAUUUAAAACAAAUCAUAGUAGCAGCAUAUUAAGGUUUUCUAGUAUAUGCUAAUAUCACCAGCAAUGAUCUUUGGCUUUUUGAUUUAUUUGCUAAAUGUCUCCCCCUCGGAGUUUUGUCAGUUUCACACUGUUUGCUGGCCCAGGUGUACUAUUUGUGGCCUUGCCUAAAAAGAGCAAACCAUCAAUUAGGAGUCGAAUUGGUUACUUUAAAAAAAAAGAAAAAAAGUACAAUUACACGCGUGACCGCUAACUUUUCAGUACAUUAUAUGUACGAGGAUAGCAGUGUGCAGGAUGAGUUCCAAUACAGCGUAUUUAUUGCUUGUCAUGUAAAUUAAAGACCUUGUAUUUAACACUUUUCAAUCCUUUUAGAUAAAAUUGUUCUUUGCAAGAAUGAUUGGUGCUUAUUUUUUCAAAACUUUGCUGUGAACAAUGUGAUGACAACAAGCAACAUUUAUCUAAUGAACUACAGCUCUCUUAAUUUGGGUCUUCAAGGUUUCUGUUGCACUUGUAAAAUGCUACAAGGAAUAUUAAAAACUCUAUUCACUUUAACUUAUAAUAGUUUAUGAAAUAAAAACAGUCACAGCUUUUGUUCUGUGGUAACCUAUAAAAAUGUUUGUCUUUGAAAUUCAGUGUAAAGAACUGAAAACAAUGUAUAUGUUGUAAAUAUUUGUGUGUUGUGAGAAAUUUUUGUCAUAAGAAAUUAAAAGAACUUACCAGGAAGGUUUUUAAGUUUAGAAAUAUUCAUGCCAAUAAAAUAGGAAAUUAUAAAAUAUAUAGUUUUAAGCACUGCAUCAGUGGGAGUUCUUGGCUUAUGUUUAUGUAUGAAACUAUCAAAGAUUUUUUGACUAUAUUAUCAGUUAAAUGAAAAGAGGAGUCAGAUUUAAUUUGUUUUUUUGAAGCACUUUGAAAAGAGAAAUUAAUUUUAAGUAACUUAAUGAGCAAAUUUUUGAUUACUACUUUAUGUUCAAUACCAACCUUUCAUUUGUCUGGAUUAUUUUACAAAUCAUUGGACAAAGAAUUUGGGAAUAUAAAUCUGUAGCAGGUGUUUGACACCAGUGGGUCUCUUUUUUUCUGGGAAAUGUGUACAUGUGCUUUCAGAUAUACAGUGUUCCUGAGUAAAAUCAAUUUAGGGGAUUCGUGUAGUGUCUAUAGAAAAGUUAGCCCAUGUCUUAAAAUAUUACAAGGAAUCUGCCUGUAAUGAAAAGUCCAGUGGAGAAAACCUCAAUGCUUACUGUUAUUUCUAGGUGAUUCCUCCCGGUUUCCAGGUUCCGGGGACACUCUUUAGAUUGAGGCCCACAAAACGGUUGCUGUUAGGUUCCACGUAGAAAUGAGUAACAUUCAUAAAAGUGUUUGCCAUGUAGAAUUUUGUUUCUCCUCACGUCCUUUAGGGAGGUCUCUUGUGGUCCAAGUCGCCCCGUUACUGUCUGUCCCACGCAGGGCAGCCCCUCAGGUAGUGGCGUGGAGGCGGGCGCAGACCCCCCGGCCCAGGGCACCCCCACCCGGCUCCGCCGGCGCCCCCCAGGGUCUGUCCCCAGGCCCUCGAGACCGCGCGGCCAAGGAAGGUCUGGAAAGCGCCAGAGAGCGGUGGCCCCCCUCCAGCCUCGUCUUAGUGUGGUGUUCUCGGCAGAGGUGCAGAGCCCGCGUCUCAGGCCGCCUCCCGGGAUGCCAGCAACAGCCAUUUCAGGAAUUCCCAUGGAAAGGAAAAAGUCACAAAAUACCACAUUUCCCACGUUUCUCCAUUUCUCAGCUGAAGUUUAGUAACUUAUUUAUGUUCGUUUUAACUGUAUCGCGGCCUCGUCUUUUGGAGGCCGACACUCCCGUGGGCCCGAGCGGCGGCCCCCCCUCGGGAGUUCGGGGUGCACAAGCGCUGCAGGGAAACCGGGUAGGGCCCCCGGAGCUGCGUAGACUGCACCGCGUGGAGUGGCAACAUCCACACGCGGGCGACCGCUCAGAAGAGGUUGUGUCCAAUACAACUUUGAGCUUGAGCUUAUGCAAUGAUUCGUAAAGAUUUUGGCAUUGUACGAAUUAGGAAAUGAUCAUAAAAGUACAUGUAAAGUAUUCAAUUUUCAAUCAUUUUUCAAAUUACUGUCUUAAAUUGUUUUGCCGAGUUGUAAUACUUUUGAGAUACAAUGUAUUCCUUGUACUGAAAGAAUGAAAAAAAGGACUUUUUCAGCAUUUGAGGUAAGUUCUUUAACGUUUCAUUAAAAACAUUUUUUACAAAUAUUUUGUACAUGCACUUGCAGUAUUGAGGUUAAUCAUUUUAAUAAAUUCGGAAAUUAAAACAA